CGCCUCGGCUCCGCACCUGGGCACUUCUGCUUCUCUCCUCACCGCCGCAUCCACGCCGCGAUGCAUCUCCUCGCUCUCCUCCUCGGCGUCUAUGCGCUCCUACUGCCCAGCGUGCAGGCAUGGGGCGCCGACGGGCACGCCAUCGUCGCCACGCUGGCACAAGCUCAGCUGCACCCUCUCGUGCGCAAACAUCUCUGCUCCAUUCUGCCAAAUGCCACCAGCUACUGGAGCGCCUGGCCACGCGAGGGCGCGCCGCAUCUGCACUGCCAUCUGGCGCCCAUCGCCUCGUGGCCCGACACGAUUCGCUUUCGCUAUCCGUGGUCUUCUCAUCUGCACUACGUCAAUCCCAUCAACGACACGCCUCCCGCGUCGUGCAUCUACGGCGCCACCGGCUGGACGUCGCUGGAAAACGUGCUGUCGGCCAGCGUCAACUACACGACGCGCCUCAGGACGCAGAGGGGAGAGGGACGCGAGUGGGAGAGAGACAUGGCACUGCGAAUGCUCACGCAUCUGAUCGGUGAUCUGCAUCAGCCGCUGCACUUGACGGGCAGAGAGAGAGGCGGCAAUGACGUCGUGGUGCGCUUCGAGGGACGCAUUGCCAAGCUGCACAGCGUCUGGGACGGUCUUCUCCUAAACCGGCAGCUGCGCACGCUUUCAAACUACACGUCGCCGCUCCCCAACGCACGCAUCGAGUCGGCAUUGCGCGGCGCACGCUACGACGCCUACAUUCGCUGGAUCCUCGCCGAAGGCAUGGGCCAAGUCGGCGCCAACGAGGCAUGGUGGAGCGACGUCAAUGCCUGGCCUGCCUGUCCCGACGUCAAGGCCAAGAAGCCUCUGCACAGCGCGGCAGCGACAUUUCUGCGCUCUGCAAUGCCGCAUUCGUCCACUGCCGUGCGCAAGCUCUCCUCGCUCCUCGGCGGCGGCAGUUCCACCGCCAGCUCCGCUUCCUCGAGCGAGUGGGAUCCGGCAGAUGUGGACCGCACAGACGAGCCGCUGUGCCCGUAUGCGUGGAGCGAGAAGAUGCACCCGCUCGUGUGCCACUAUGCAUUUGCAACGCCCGUGCCGGAGAAGGGCGGCAUGGAGAGACCGGAGUUGGAUGGCGAAUAUGCGGCGAGGAUCGAUGACGCAAAGAUCCUGCAACGCCAGCUGGCGCUCGCGGGCACGCGUCUGGCCGCCGUGCUCAACAGCGUGCUGCUGCCCGAGGCCAUGGCUGCGCAACAGCAGGCGGCCACUACGCAGCAGCAGCAGCAGCAGCAGCAGCAGCAGCAGCAGCAGCUGCAGCAGCACGACAGCAUGCAGCGCGUCGGCGCCAAGAUGCAGCUGCCGAUGCAUCUUGCCCUGCCCGCCUCUGCGCACAAGGACGACGACGACGAGGAGCAGGAGCAGGAGGCGUUCGGCAACACCGAUGACGCCGAGCGCGCCAGGAGCCUCGCCGACGUCGUCGCUCACGCCUCGAACUCGGCUGCUGCGCCGCAGAUCAUCCACGUUUCCUCGCGGCAUCACGGCCGCAAGGGCGAAGCGAGCAAGGGUCCCAUUUGGCCGCUCGUCAAGGUCACCGCCUCUUCCAUUGCCGAAGUGGCCAUUCUCUCGUCGGUGGGCUACUACCUGGCGCGGCGCGGCAUCAUCGACAAGGUGACGCAGACGAAGCUCAACAAGAUCAACGUCUCCUUCUUCACGCCUGCCCUCCUCUUCUCCAAGGUGGCCUUCACCUUGAAUCCCGCGCGCCUGGCCGAGCUCGUCGUGGUGCCCAUUGGCUUCGUCGUCGUCUCGAUCGUCUCGGCACUCGUGGCAUACGGCAUGGCGCGCAUUGCUCGCAUCUCGCGCGCGCAGCGCAACUUUGCCAUUGCCUGCGCCAUGAGUCCAAACAGCAACUCGCUGCCCGUGGCGCUGAUGCAGAGUCUGGUGGCCACCGUGCCGCAGCUGCAUUGGGAGGAAGAGGGAGAGCCAGAGGACACGGUGGACGGCAUGCUUGGCCGCGCAUUGACCUAUCUCGUCCUCUUCAGCACGCUCGGCAUGCUGACGCGCUGGAGCAUCGGCGCAAAGCUGCUCGCGACGGUCGAUGAGGAGGAAGAGUCGCAAGCACAAGACGAAGGUGCAGCAUCGACGGCGCAGCUCGUCGACGUCGAGUCCGACAAUGCGGCACAGCAGCCUCCUCGCAUCGCCAUUCGGCGCGCCACCAACGACGUCGAUGCCUCCGAGGCCUCUCCUUUGCUGUCUUCGCGACGCGACAAGCCAAAGCCUCGCCCUCAAGCGUGGACGCGUUCCUUUCCGCACACCGACGUCACGGCGCCGCCGAGCGAGGCGGGCAGCGACUCGAAUGAGGACGAAGAGGCAGUGGCGAGACGGCACUUCAACUCUAGCUCUGCGCUGUGGAACUCGCCGGCGGCCGACAACGCAAAGAGCUUUGGCAAGCGCUGGAUCGUGCGUCCCUACAAGGCGUUCAUGGCGUUCAUGACGGCACCGCUCUGGGCGGCAGUCAUCUCCCUCAUCGUCGCCAUGAUCCGGCCGCUGCAAGUGGGUAUCGGCAGCAUUGAGCCGCUGGUGGGCGCACUGCAGACGGCCGGCGCGGUCAGCGUGCCGUUGACGAUGGUCGUGCUCGGCGCCUACUUUGUGCCCGCAGAGAAGCCCAAGGCAAAGGCAACGACAGAGCCCACUCCCGAUGCCGGAUCCACAGGCGAAGGGCUCUCCAACCACUCGACACUCGUCGGCACGCGCUCCAGUUCCUCCUCCUCCAAGAAGCUGCCCAAGAUGCGCAAUCCCUGGGGCGGCGCCUCCGACGACGGUCGCAGCGAUGCCGAGCGUGACUCGGGGUGGAACUCUUCGGGCUCCGAUCUUGGCACCUCGGCUCCGCCUUCUCCCAGCGAGGCCUUUGCGCCUUCGCCCCUCGACGGCCAAGCCGCGCAACACACGCGCACCAACGCCGCGUCGCCAGCGGGCGAUGCGCUGCGGCGCGACGGCAAGACGCCGGCCGAGCGCCGCGCCAAGCACAAGGCCUCGCUCGAGAAGCGCACCAUUGCCGUCAGCGUGCUGAGCCGCAUGCUCGUCGUGCCGCUCGUGCUGUGCCCCGUCUUCGCCUACUACUGCGUCAAGACGCGCUACAAUGUCGCCGAUGAUCCUGUUGCCAUCGCCUGUGCCUUCCUCCUGAUCGGCUCGCCGCCGGCCCUCACGCUGGCGCAGAUCACCACCGUCUCGGCCAAGGGCAAUUCGGGCUUCGAGCGGCUGAUCAGCCGGACCAUCUUCGUCAGCUACGUCAUCCUCGCCGCACCCACGACUGUGCUGCUCGUCCUCGGCGCCCUGCUCGUGGCCGAGAACGACCAUGCCUGAGAGAGGCCGGGGGCCGCGUGGCAUCGCUGGACCACCUUGCCGUCAAGGCAAAGAGCCGCCUCGCCAUCUCUCGCUGACGCCGCGGCUGCGUCCAACGGGGGGGCACGGUCUCAAGCGCGGACCUCAUCCCCCCCCCCUCCUGCCCCGCCCUCUUUCACUCCGCCACACCUGACGACACGCAAACGACUAGAACCAGAGAAAUGACGCAUCUGUACAUAGUCC
Molecule: messenger RNA, 3546 nt
Organism: Tilletiopsis washingtonensis
Lineage: Eukaryota; Fungi; Basidiomycota; Exobasidiomycetes; Entylomatales
Product: phospholipase C/P1 nuclease
Exons: 12
Coding region: 61-3324 (1087 amino acids)
Biological process (GO): transmembrane transport; DNA catabolic process
Cellular component (GO): membrane; endoplasmic reticulum
Molecular function (GO): endonuclease activity; nucleic acid binding
Source: RefSeq, a predicted model, not a curated record